Molecule: messenger RNA, 1072 nt
Organism: Paramacrobiotus metropolitanus
Lineage: Eukaryota; Metazoa; Tardigrada; Eutardigrada; Parachela; Macrobiotidae
Exons: 4
Coding region: 148-840 (230 amino acids)
Biological process (GO): removal of superoxide radicals
Molecular function (GO): copper ion binding; superoxide dismutase activity
Source: RefSeq, a predicted model, not a curated record
UCCUUAUUAUUUAAUUUAUUAUUACGGCGAUUCAAGAAGAACGAAGUAAACAGCAGUCUUUAGUAAAACCGCGCAUACAGCACAAGUACAUUAAAUUAUUGUUCUGAAUUUACCGACCAAACUGUUCUCGUAUAAUAUCCUUGGAAAAUGCGAUGUGUAUCAAUAACUAUCUUCCUUGCGGCGCUUGUGGCCGCUGCUGACCACCGCGAUGCACCGGAAGAAUGGGUAAACGCGCGGUAUACCAGCAAGGCUGUUGCCGUUCUCUUUAAGUCGGAUACGGUGCACGGUACAGUUGUCUUCGAAGAGGAGCACCAUCGUCGGCGCACGCACAUUUCCGGGAACAUUACGGGGCUCGCACCAAACACGCAACACGGCUUCCAUGUGCACACCUUCGGUGACAUCAGCCAGGGCUGCGCCAGUGCCGCUGCUCACUACAAUCCUCUCCGUCAAGAUCAUGCCGGACCGCAAGAUGUUGCCCGGCAUUUUGGAGAUCUCGGAAAUAUCCAGUCCGAUGCCCAAGGCACUGCUCAGCUGAACAUCACCGACCACAUCGUGACGCUGGUCGGUCCCAGCAGUGUUAUUGGACGGAUGAUUGUCGUGCACGAGAAACAGGAUGAUCUCGGUCGCGGCGGGAAUCCGGAGAGUAAGAUUAGCGGAAAUGCCGGGGCUCGCAUUGCUUGUGGAAUCAUCGGUCUGGCCAAUUCCACAACUUCCAUAGAUGGAGAGUUUGACCACAAUGCCGCAUCGUUUCUUGGUAAAAAAAAGAGCACCAGUUUUUUUAUCCACAUAUUUAUCCCUGCAGUUUCGGCGCUGAUAUCGACGUUCCUUUUCUACCAUUAAUUCCGAUUGUUUAUACAGUUAGGCAGCUAAUUUCUCAUUAAUGUGACUAUGACCAGUGUUAGUUUUACGUUUUAACUCUGGUAGUUCUGAUUUCUAAACCAUGAUUCUGUGAAUCAUGCAGAAAUGUUUCAUGUUGUGCGGUUCCGUAUAUAUACCAUAAAAAUUCAUAUUGUAAAGAAGGCUUCCUUUAUGGACUACAGUGACGUCAUUCCGGGUUGUAUUUGCUACACCA